AUGCGAAGGAGUUGGAGGGGAAGAUAUAAAAACAAUUGGAAUCGUAAUAAGACAAAUAAGACAAGAACCUCUACCGAUAAUAGAAGUCAUAACAAUUCCUCUGUCUCAACUGAUCCUGCUUCUGUAUCUGCAAAUUCGGUUAGAGCACCUGCAAACCAAGCACCGAUAGUAUUUUCAGUAAAUUCAGAGACUAGUGCCUGGAAAUUGUAUUUUCCUACACAAGAUUUCUCACCGGCCCCUGACAUAAUUACUCAAAUUGAUUGUUUCAAGAACUAUAUCAAUAAAAACAAGGCCUUUUUAGAUCUUGAGAAGAUUGAUCAAACUAGAAGUGUUCCACUAGAUAUUCAAAAUCUUAUUAACGAUGAAGACUUUAACAAUAGCUGGUCAAGUUUCCAGACAGAUCUGUUUGAGAAACCGGAAACAACACUACGACUCUUAGAAUAUUGCCUACAUGAAAGCUUGAAAUUUGAAUCAAGAAUUAAAGUAAGGGUUUUAAAUCACCAGCCAGUUAUUCCUAUUGCUAAUUUGAAAGUUAACUAUUUUGGUAAACUAGUCACAAUUAAAGGAACAGUAAUAAGAGUUGGGAGUGUAGGAUUAAUUUGCACAUCAAUGGCGUUUGAGUGUUCCAGUUGUCACAGCAUACAGGCUGUGAUGCAGCCCCAGGGUGUGUUUACAGCUCCAAAUUUUUGCCAGAGUUGCCGGAGCGGACAUAAAUUUGAACCUCUGCAAUCAUCGCCGUUCACGAGUACUACUGAUUGGCAAGUGGCUAAGAUACAAGAAAUACAAUCACAGAGUCUAUCAGGGACAAUUCCCAGGAGUGUCGAGAUUGAUCUUCAAGGUGAUCUCGUAGGAACAGCCUGUCCUGGCGAUGUCCUAUCUGUUACGGGAAUUGUGCAAGUUCGCGGGGAAAGCAAAGGAGGUGAAGAUGGCAAACGAGCAGCAAGACUCCUCCAGCUGUACGUAGAAGCAGUUUCUAUACACAGUCAAAGGAAUCUGAGCAAUCCGACGUUGUCUUUUACGUUGAAAGAUUAUUACGCUAUACAGGAAAUCCACGCAACGGAAGACGUGUUUAAACUUCUUGUACAUUCGCUGUGCCCAACUAUAUUCGGGCACGAAGCGGUCAAGGCAGGCCUCAUUCUAGGGCUCUUUGGAGGUACAGAGAACGAGACAAACGCCAGAACCAAUCCCCAUGUUCUGGUUGUGGGGGAUCCAGGGCUGGGCAAAUCUCAACUGUUACAGGCUGCAGCCCACGCCGCUCCAAGAGGAGUAUAUGUAUGUGGGGCAUCUGCGUCGGCUGGAGGUCUGACGGUGGCUUUAGGACGCGAAGCUGGUGGGGAUUUCGCCUUAGAAGCCGGUGCUCUAGUAUUAGCUGAUAAGGGGGUCUGUUGUGUGGAUGAACUGGAUAAGAUGCCAGCACAUCACAGCAGUCUGCUAGAAGCAAUGGAACAGGGCCGGGUGAGUGUCGCAAAAGGGGGCGUGGUCUGCGCACUGCCCGCGCGAGCUACUGUACUGGCCGCUGCUAACCCUUCUGCCGGGAGUUACAAUAGGGCUAAGACAGUAGCAGAAAAUCUAAAAUUGAAUUCGGCGCUUUUAUCUCGCUUCGACUUGGUUUUCAUAUUGCUGGAUCAGCCGGAUGAGAAAACAGAUGCUUUGCUGUCAGAGCACGUACUAGCCCUCCACUCCGGGUCGAAGGGAAAGAAGAAAGUUGGUGCUGGGACAAGCUUCAUGAAUACUUCUAGUGCUAGUCAGAGUCGUGAUGAAAAUUUAAGUCAGAGAUUAAAACUAAAACCGGGAGAAACGAUAGACACAUUGCCGCUAGUACUUCUACGCAAGUACAUCGCGUACGCAAGAAGGUACGUCCACCCGAAGCUAAGUUCAGAGGCCGCCAACGUCUUACAGAGUUUCUACUUGGAGCUACGACACAACCACCAGACGUCUGGUGAUGGUACACCUAUUACUACGCGACAAUUGGAAGCUUGCAUACGACUUAGUCAGGCUCGCGCAAGAGUUGAUUUAAGAGAAGAAGCUACCUUACAAGACGCCAAAGACGUUAUAGAUCUUGUUAAGCACAGUUUGUUGGACACGUUUAGUGAUGAAUUUGGCAAUAUACAGCUCUCUAGAUCUAUCAAUGGUUCCGGAGUCAGCUCAAGAAAUAAGCUAAAGAAGUUUUUGGACGCUCUAACAAGAAGAUCGCAUCAACUUAAUAAGGAUGUGUUCACAAGACAGGAACUAAUUCAAAUCCACAAGGCGGCCGGCGUAGUGGGCGACCCAACUGAUCUCAUUGAAGCUAUGCAUGUACAUUCGUAUUUAUUGCUGAAAGCAUCUAAUACAUAUCAGUUGAUAGCCAUUUAA
Molecule: messenger RNA, 2352 nt
Organism: Leptosia nina
Lineage: Eukaryota; Metazoa; Arthropoda; Insecta; Lepidoptera; Pieridae
Source: the annotation of a GenBank genome assembly